This is a messenger RNA of Esox lucius (northern pike), 2220 nucleotides long. It is a transcript of the gene reps2, whose product is annotated as RALBP1 associated Eps domain containing 2. The transcript has 15 exons. The coding region runs from base 456 to 1706 and encodes 416 amino acids. The record is from RefSeq and is a predicted model, not a curated record. Gene Ontology annotation, biological process: endosomal transport; endocytosis. NCBI's taxonomy places the organism in Eukaryota, Metazoa, Chordata, Actinopteri, Esociformes, Esocidae. Gene Ontology annotation, cellular component: cytoplasm; plasma membrane. Gene Ontology annotation, molecular function: calcium ion binding; protein binding.
UGACAGCUUGGGGAAACUAUCAGCGAGCGAAGUUAGUGAGCUGUUCAGACCUUCUCAGCUGGCUACCGAAACCCUUCAUCAAUUCCAAAUGGUGGGCAUCGGGGAUGCAUCCUGAGGACACUUCCAACACAGACGCGAAUAUGGAGCAUUUUCCUCCUGUAGCACCUCCAUCUUUUUCGGCUCGCUCCACUCACAUUCUUCUAAGCCCAUCCAGCCUCCUGAUGACCAGCCUGCAUUGGGGCCAACACAGACACAAGAGAUAAUUGUGGGUGACUCAUCUGCGGGAUGUGGAACUACUCCCAGCGGUUGGUCACUCAUGGGUAAACUAAAUUCCUGGAGCUCAGAUAUCUCAUAUAAAGAAGAAACUACAGUCCCUGCUGAAAACUACCAAUGAGCCUUUACCCUACGGCCUGCAGAGGAACACCACUAAAAUACAAGUAGAUUAUGACAAUAAAAUGUCAGUCAGAAAUACUGGCCUGCAGAAGAACUCUUCCCCUCAUUACUAUGGCAACAAGCCUCACCCAAGCCUUAACCCAUCCAACCUUACCUGGGCUGUCUCAGUUGAGCAUCUACAGGAGAAGGGUGUUGCUCCACUUGCUGUGGAAGACCAGUCAGAGGACCCCUGGAGGAUCACAGAUGAACAGCUGGAGUACUACGCCAUCCAGUUCACUAGCCUGCAGCCAGACCUGGGCUCUCUGAUCCAAGGAGCCGUUGCAAAGAACUUCUUCACAAAGUCAAAGCUACCGAUUCCAGAACUCUCUCAUAUUUGGGAACUCAGUGAUGUGGAUCGAGAUGGUGCUCUGACAUUCUCUGAGUUCUGCACAGCAUUUCACCUCAUUGUGGCGCGUAGGAAUGGCUACCCUCUCCCUGUGGCGUUGCCUUCUACCCUCAGUCUUGUGACCACUCCCCCUACCCUCGGUCUUGAGACCACUCCCCCUACCCUCAGUCUUGAGGCUAUGCCAGCUACCUUCAGUCUUGAGAACACGCCUUCUCACCUGCUCCCACGUGUUCUAUUACCUAAGCAGGACCACAACCUCAUAGAUAUUCCUGAGGCUCACAAAUCAGGAAUGAUCCUCUCACAGCAGCGCCAGACAAAGGAACCCUGUUACCAAGAACCUGUAAAUGAUCUGGUUCCAGAGAUAAGAUGGAGGAGCAGGCCCAGAUCCUACUCUAGCACUUCCAUUGAUGAGGUCAUAAAGAAGUGUGAGGAACCGCCCACCCCUCCACCACGGCCCAAGAAGACCCACUCUAGGGCCUCUUCUCUUGACCUUAACAAGCAGUUCCAACAGAGCAACCAAGAUUUAAAGAGUGGAUGGAUGACUACUCCUCCUGCUCUACCCCCAAGACCACAAGUUACACAGGUGGAGAGUGCUGCUGUGAAGUGUGAAGAGACAAGCCUGAAUUUCCUAACACCUGGCUCCAGUAUUGAUGACCUCUUGUUACACAAACAGGAGCUGACAGUCAUCUCCCCAAACCUGGUGCCACAGAAGCUGGUCCAGAAUUUGGAACCUCAGAAUCUGGUUUGUAGAAGUGUGACCACAAGGCAGAAGAGAAAAAUUCAAUCAGUCAUCCGUGAAAACCAGGUGGCCAAUGCAGUGUUGACGCGUCUCAACAGUGAGCUACAACAACAGCUGAAGGAGGUUCAUCGUGAAAGAAUCACCUUGGAGUCUCAGCUGGAGAUGCUCCGCCCACUUGCUCCGGUCUGACUUCUCCCUUUCCUGUGAGUGACCUGCCUGCUUGCCUCAGCGUGACUCCACCCCCUUUGCCCCAGCAGGACCAGUGAACUCAGUCCCGAGUCAGUAAUGAUGAAUGUACUAUCACUUAGAGAUGCACUGCCUCAUCAUCAUGUUUAGCUGGGUGAAUAGGACUGAACAAAUUAAGAUUUUCCUUUAGUUUGUUCAUAUUUAACAUAAGUAACAUACACACAAAACUGAGCGGCAAUCAGACCAGAGACUUAGAACUUGAAUGUGUUAUAUCAUAUUAUUAGUACUAUCCCAUAUUGUUAUCAUAUUGUCUUAAACCAUCACCACCAUAGUAAUGACUGAUUCGUCUGGAUUAUUGUGGUGCCAGCUAAGGUCAUGCUUCUAUUUUUGAUACAUAGUUGUAUGUUGUAUCUGGGAACAGCAGAAUAAGUGUUUCCUGUUGAAGCUUAACAAAAAGAUAUGGAAAGUUUCAUCAUGUGAUGUGAAUGCUAAAAUAAAUCACCUGAAUGUUAAUUAA